Molecule: messenger RNA, 507 nt
Organism: Chinchilla lanigera (long-tailed chinchilla)
Lineage: Eukaryota; Metazoa; Chordata; Mammalia; Rodentia; Chinchillidae
Gene: Pcbd2
Product: pterin-4 alpha-carbinolamine dehydratase/dimerization cofactor of hepatocyte nuclear factor 1 alpha (TCF1) 2
Biological process (GO): tetrahydrobiopterin biosynthetic process
Molecular function (GO): 4-alpha-hydroxytetrahydrobiopterin dehydratase activity
Source: RefSeq, a predicted model, not a curated record
GGGCGCCGGAGCCUGGCGGCCCAGGUAUGGAAUGUAUUCUCUUCACAGUCCUCAGAUUCUCAGCUGUUGACUGCAGAGGAGAGGGACCAGAUUCUACGUGACCUUAAGAAAGCAGGAUGGUCAGAAUUAAGUGAGAGAGACGCCAUCUACAAAGAAUUCUCCUUCAAAAAUUUUAAUCAGGCUUUUGGCUUUAUGUCCCGAGUUGCCCUACAAGCAGAGAAGAUAAAUCAUCACCCUGAAUGGUUCAAUGUGUACAACAAGGUCCAGAUCACUCUCACAUCACACGACCGUGGUGGGCUGACCAGAAGAGACGUGCAGCUGGCGAGGUUUAUUGAAAAAGCAUCCAUUUUUGUGUGAUUUCUUCCAAAAUGAGUGUAACAUCUUAUACCUAUCUUAGCUGCAAUAUAUUCUGAACGCAACUUACAUCAAUAAGUUACACUGUAAAUCAGUUAAACUUUAUACAUGUUGUAUAAUCAGUACUUAAAUAUAAAAUGAUUUAAACUUGAA